AUGGAUUUCAAGUCAAAGCUUAAGCUAACAGGAACAGCCCGCACGGGAUUGUGUGAACGUUUUGCAAGCUUAAUUUCAGAAAUUCCAGAUGAUAUGUUUGAUAGGUAUGUUGACGCAGGGUAUCUUGACGAUGUCUUCGAUGAUGUUAUGGACGAUUAUGAAGAUGAAGAAGAGUGGCUUGAUGAGAGAGCAAGUGAAGAUGAGCUGGAUGAAGAAAGUGAUAUAGAAGAUUUAGCGGAAGUUGAGACUCAGGAGAAUUUAGCUAUUCAAUGGCUGUCAAAGUUGGAUGGGGAUAUAAUGGGGAGGAUCAGAAUUGAUGCAAGACUUGCAUAA
This is a messenger RNA of Blepharisma stoltei, 333 nucleotides long. The record is from the annotation of a GenBank genome assembly. NCBI's taxonomy places the organism in Eukaryota, Ciliophora, Heterotrichea, Heterotrichida, Blepharismidae.